Messenger RNA from Orycteropus afer afer, 2076 nucleotides. It is a transcript of the gene SERINC1, whose product is annotated as serine incorporator 1. The record is from RefSeq and is a predicted model, not a curated record. Gene Ontology annotation, cellular component: membrane. NCBI's taxonomy places the organism in Eukaryota, Metazoa, Chordata, Mammalia, Tubulidentata, Orycteropodidae.
UGAGGGGCGGGGCGAGUUCUGCGCCGGAAUUGGCUCGCAGAUAGUAAAUAAGCCCCAAAAGACGAGAAAGACGCUGUCUCCAUCUUGUUGGGGCCCGCUUCUCUUACGACAUUGUGAAGAUGGGGAGUGUCCUGGGGCUGUGCUCCAUGGCGAGUUGGAUACCAUGUCUGUGUGGCAGUGCCCCAUGUUUGCUGUGCCGAUGCUGUCCUAGUGGAAACAACUCCACUGUAACUAGAUUGAUCUAUGCACUUUUCUUGCUGGUUGGAGUAUGUGUGGCUUGUGUAAUGUUGAUACCAGGAAUGGAAGAACAACUGAAUAAGAUCCCUGGAUUUUGUGAGAACGAGAAAGGUGUUGUUCCUUGUAGUAUUCUGGUUGGCUAUAAAGCUGUAUACCGUUUGUGUUUUGGCUUGGCUAUGUUCCAUCUUCUCCUUUCUUUACUUAUGAUCAAAGUGAAGAGCAGCAGUGAUCCUAGAGCUGCAGUGCAUAAUGGAUUCUGGUUCUUUAAAUUUGCUGCAGCAAUAGCAAUUAUUAUUGGGGCAUUUUUUAUUCCAGAAGGAACUUUCACAACUGUGUGGUUUUAUGUAGGCAUGGCAGGUGCCUUUUGCUUCAUCCUCAUACAGCUAGUCUUACUCAUUGAUUUUGCCCAUUCAUGGAAUGAAUCCUGGGUUGAAAAAAUGGAAGAAGGGAACUCAAGAUGUUGGUAUGCAGCUUUAUUAUCAGCUACGGCUCUGAAUUACCUGCUGUCUUUAGUUGCUAUAGUCCUGUUCUUUGUCUACUACACUCAUCCAGAUGGCUGUUCAGAGAAUAAGGCGUUCAUCAGUGUAAACAUGCUGCUCUGCAUUGGGGCUUCUGUAAUGUCUAUCCUGCCCAAAAUCCAGGAAUCACAACCAAGAUCUGGUUUGUUACAGUCUUCAGUAAUUACAGUCUACACAAUGUAUUUGACCUGGUCUGCUAUGACCAACGAACCAGAAACAAACUGCAACCCAAGUCUCCUAAGUAUAAUUGGCUACAAUACAACAAGCACUGUCCCAAAGGACGGGCAGUCUGUGCAGUGGUGGCAUGCUCAAGGAAUUAUAGGACUCAUCCUCUUUUUAUUGUGUGUGUUUUAUUCAAGCAUCCGUACUUCAAACAAUAGUCAAGUUAAUAAAUUGACUCUAACAAGUGAUGAAUCGACAUUGAUAGAAGAUGGUGGAGCCAGAAGUGAUGGAUCACUGGAGGAUGGAGAUGAUGUUCACCGAGCUGUAGAUAAUGAAAGGGAUGGUGUCACUUACAGUUACUCCUUCUUUCACUUCAUGCUUUUCCUGGCUUCACUUUAUAUCAUGAUGACCCUUACCAACUGGUACAGGUAUGAGCCUUCUCGUGAGAUGAGAAGUCAGUGGACGGCUGUCUGGGUGAAAAUCUCUUCCAGUUGGAUUGGCAUCGUGCUUUAUGUUUGGACACUGGUGGCACCACUUGUUCUUACAAAUCGUGAUUUUGACUGAAUGGGACUUCUGGCAUGAAAGUCCCACUUUACUCAUUGCUUAUUUGAAAUUAAGAGUAUUCCCAACUUUUGUAAAGUUUGUGUGUGUAUGUGUGUGCGCUUCCCAUGUUAUUUCUCCAGUGUUGGUCUGGCAUGAAUUACAUUACUGCUUGCCUUUUUAUUCAUUGUUUUCUUGCCAAGCCCACUGGUAAGUAUAUUUGAAUGAAUUGCAGGGAAGAAUUUUAUGCUUAUGGUUGUGAGUUAGGAAAAGUGUACAUUCUUAGGUUUAUCCUGGUGUGUACCUGUGAAAUUAGACUAAAAGCAAAACUGUUUGCUUGAUAGGUUGAUUUUAAAACUAUGUAAGAACUGAAGCUAUUUUAGAAAGUAUCAGUGCAAAUGUAUGAGUGAGUGAUUGAUUACCUUUUCAAAUUUUGAUGCCUUGCCUUAUAGGAGACUGCAAAUAAUUUGGCUAUUCUAAAAUUGUAUAACCAUGUCACUUAAAUGCAAACUCUGAAAAUUCUUGUCAGGUUUUCCCCUUCAUAUAAGGGUAAGGAACUUACACAGGCAGGGAAUGUUUGAUGGACAACAGUAGAAGUUGUGUAUGGAGGUUGAGGCAC